AACUCAGUUUCUUAAAAAAGUUUUUCUCUAUAUAUAGAAAGUUCACAAUAUUAAUCUCCAAAAUUGGGACUUGUGGGGAAGAAAAGGAAGAAGAGGCAACAAAUACACAUUUUGUUCUCUUUCUUCCACCUUCAUACAUCCCCACAAAAGUUCCCAAAAACACACACACACACACUGAAAAUCAAAAUUUUCAAGAAAUAAAUCUUGAAAUUUGCAAAUCUAUGAUAAUUUUCUGUUAGUUUUGACAAAAGGGUACCUUAAAAAUCAAAUCUUUUUCCCAUUCUUGAAAAAAUCAAGAACCAAAAAUGUUGUCAUCACAACUAGAAAAGAAGGGUUUUUUCAUAGCUACACUUAUUACAUUUUGGUACUCCUCAAACAUUGGAGUCCUUCUUUUAAACAAAUUAUUACUCUCAAAUUAUGGAUUUAGAUUCCCAAUUUUCCUAACAAUGUGUCAUAUGACAGCUUGUGCUGUUCUUAGCUAUGUUUCAAUUGUUUUCUUAAAAAUUGCACCUUUUCAAAGGAUUAAAUCAAGGUCACAAUUUUUCAGAAUUGCAACACUUAGUGUUGUUUUUUGUGGUUCUGUUGUUGGUGGCAAUAUUUCUUUGAGGUAUUUGCCUGUGUCGUUUAAUCAGGCUGUUGGUGCAACAACACCAUUUUUUACUGCAUUAUUUGCUUAUUUGAUGACAAGGAAACAAGAAGCUUGGGUUACUUAUGGUUGCCUUGUUCCUGUUGUUACUGGGGUUAUAAUUGCCAGUGGGGGUGAGCCAAGCUUCCACCUUUAUGGAUUUAUCAUGUGUAUUGGUGCAACUGCUGCAAGAGCCUUUAAGUCUGUUCUUCAGGGAGUCCUUCUUUCAUCUGAAGGGGAAAAACUGAACUCAAUGAAUCUCCUUCUGUACAUGUCGCCAAUUGCUGUUCUAGUAUUAUUGCCUGCUGCACUUGUUAUGGAGCCCAAUGUGGUAGAUGUCACCAUGACUCUCGCGACAGAACACAGAUACCUUGGCCUACUUAUUUUGGUUAAUUCUGCAAUGGCAUAUGGUGCCAACUUGUUGAAUUUCUUGGUGACUAAGCAUACCAGUGCAUUGACACUCCAGGUCCUAGGCAAUGCAAAAGGCGCAGUGGCUGUUGUUAUCUCCAUACUUAUUUUCCAAAAUCCAGUAACUUUUAUUGGAAUCGCUGGCUACACGAUGACUGUGAUGGGAGUUGUUGCUUACGGAGAAUCCAAAAGAAGGCACAAAUGAGUUUGAAAUCAGGCCAUUUUUUCUGGUUUCAUAAAGUACCAUACUUCAAGGUUAGAUGUGUGGUAGAGUUUAGGAAGAAAUAGAUCCAUUGCAAUUUUGUAGCCCUUAGACAGAUUAAAUGGUAAAAGGGAACAAGGGUGGUUGAUUUUUUUUUACCAUUCUUCUGUUGUAUUCUUUUCAAUUAAGAGGGAUCUCUACAUUUGUAUCUGAUUCUUGUGUUGUUACACAAUAAAUUAAAAUAAUGUCUUCUUCCUA
Molecule: messenger RNA, 1493 nt
Organism: Lycium barbarum (goji berry)
Lineage: Eukaryota; Viridiplantae; Streptophyta; Magnoliopsida; Solanales; Solanaceae
Product: UDP-URONIC ACID TRANSPORTER 1-like
Exons: 4
Coding region: 306-1238 (310 amino acids)
Cellular component (GO): Golgi apparatus
Molecular function (GO): antiporter activity
Source: RefSeq, a predicted model, not a curated record